Molecule: messenger RNA, 2745 nt
Organism: Eleginops maclovinus (Patagonian blennie)
Lineage: Eukaryota; Metazoa; Chordata; Actinopteri; Perciformes; Eleginopidae
Product: E3 ubiquitin-protein ligase TRIM39-like
Exons: 2
Coding region: 115-1491 (458 amino acids)
Biological process (GO): protein ubiquitination
Cellular component (GO): cytoplasm
Molecular function (GO): zinc ion binding; protein binding; ubiquitin protein ligase activity
Source: RefSeq, a predicted model, not a curated record
AUACUCAGACUGCUGCUCUGCCACAGACAGACAAACACACACUGAGAGACGAUUGCAGCCAACAGGUCUAAAGGAUAACAGCUACAGGAAUACAGGAUAUUGUACUGAGAGAAAAUGGCUUCUAAUUUAGAGAAGGAUCUCUCCUGUCCUAUUUGCCAUGACAUCUUUGACGAUCCGAUUGUCCUGACAUGCUGCCACAGCUUCUGUAAAGGCUGUCUGCAAAACUGGUGGGGAGGGAAUCCACUACAGCAGUGUCCAGUGUGUAAGAGGAGGUCAUCAAGGAGUGAGCCACCUCGUAACCUGGCUUUAAAGAAUCUGUGUGAGACCUUUAUACUUGAGAGAGAUCAAGAAAGUUCUGAGAAUCUCUGCAGCCUUCACUUUGAGAAACUCCAACUCUUCUGUCUGGAUGAUCAGCGGCCAGUAUGUCUCGUCUGCAGAGAUUCAAAAACUCACGCUGCCCACAGAUUCAGACCCAUCGAUGAAGCUGCACAGGAUCUCAAAGAGGAGCUCCAGAAAUCUCUGAAGCCCUUACAGGAGAAACUGAAGCGCUUUGAACAAGCCCAGGUGAAGUUUGAUCAAACAGCAGGACACAUGAAGGUCCAGGCCCGACGCACAGAGACACAGAUUAAGGAGCAGUUUAAGAAGCUUCACCGGUUUCUUGAAGAGGAAGAGGAGGCCAGGAUGUCUACACUCAGGGAGGAAGAGGAGCAGAAGAGGAUGAUGAUGAAGAACAAGAUGGAGGCUGUGAGCAAAGAGAUAGCAGCUCUUUCACACACAGUCAGUGCCACAGAAGAGGAGCUGAGAGCUGAAGACGUCUCCUUCCUGCACAACUACAAGGCUGCAGUGGAGAGACUGCAGCGCCCCCUGCUGGAGGAUCCACAGCUGCCCUCAGGGGCUCUGAUAGAUGAGGCCAAACACCUGGGCAACCUCGCUUUUACCAUCUGGAGUAAGAUGAAGUACUUGGUCUCCUACCAUCCUGUGGUUCUGGACUCAAACACUGCUCAUCCAGAACUCAUCGUGUCUGAAGAUCUGACCAGUUUGAGACGUGAAGAGAGACAGGAACUUCCAGAAAACCCAGAAAGGAUUUAUUCCUUUCUCGCUGUCCUGGGCUCUGAGGGCUUUACCUCAGGUACUCACAGCUGGGAUGUUAAGGUUAGAGAUAGUCCGGUCUGGGCAGUGGGGGUAGCGGAGUCAGUUAAGAGUAACGUAGACAAACUGGAUGGAUUUUUCAGAGUUGUAAACUGCGAUGGUGAGUACGUAGCAGAGUCUGAUCGAGAGUAUUCCACAGUUCUCCGAGUGAAGAACAAGAUCAAGAGGAUCACAAUUUUUCUAGACUUGAACAGAGGAAACCUGUCAUUCUCUGAUUCUGAUACUGACACCCACAUACACACGUUCAAACAUACUUUCACUAAGCAACUGUUUCCGUACUUUAACACUGUAAAUGCUCAACCAUUGAAGAUACUACCAAUUCCUUUCUAUGUAGUGAUGUAACAGAGAAACUAGACAGCCAUUUUAGUAUGUUAUGUACAGUGAGGUCAUUGUGGGCAUGUCCUAGGUUUAUUCUGUCAUAUGAUUUGAUGCAUCAGGUGAUAUCUCAAAACAAUGUAGGGCUGGCAGUUUGGCCUAUGAAUCUGAUCAUUACGCCCUGGCAUCAAACUAUUGUGCUUUUUUGAAAUGUUUGCAGUUUAUUAUUUUCCUGGCGUGGGGCCUUAACACACCGGGGAUAUUUUCUUCAUGCAAUUGAUUUGCACUUCAAGAUAUUUUUUUCAUGAGCAAUUUGAAAGUAAAUAUUAUGCAGCAAAGAUUAUGCGAGGGAAUUGUGGCGUGAAAAGAGUCAAUUUCUCUAAAAACUUCCACCGAGGAUCAAUCAAGGCUAUAACCAAUCCUGUUGUGCAGCAAAGAGGCUCUGUUCUCCAUACACUCCAACACUUUUUUACUCCCCUUAACCCAGACCGUCUUACCUUUCACGAUAAAAGCUGUUAUCAUGUACUGUGAAGCUGUGAAUCAGAGGAAACUAAAAUUCAAGCAGAUCAUUUUGGUUACCAGUUGACUUUGUAAUAUAUCUUAUAGUCUUAUAACAAGAAGUUUCUGUGGGCCAAUAGUAUCCCAGUAGUCAACGAGAAUCUGUUUCAGCCUUUUACUGAUGUGUUCCUUCAAUGAAAGAUGAAUAGCUGUUACGCAACAUUUUCACGAGCAAGUUUUUGGCAUUUUCGUGUUUUUUAUUCGUCACAACCCGGUGUGUUGAGGUCUUUAAAGUUCUUCUGCUGGCUGGUAUAUACGUAGUAAGGGGUUCCCAUGUUGUGGUGGGGUUGUUGUUUUUUUCAUCUUCUGAGGUCAUGAAUGAACUUUCAAUCACAAAAAAACCUUUGUAAAGUGUAAAAACUGGACAUUUUAUAUAUUUUUUAAAUAUAAACUAGGCAAACACUAUCGGCAGAAUAAGAUUGUAGGACAUGAAUAAACGCUCCCAAAGAUCUUCUUACCGGGACUUUUGGUGCAAAUGUUGCACAUUGGAUUCCUGUAAUGUGCAUAAAAAGAAAAUGCAGCCAUUUUACAAAUCUUUGUAAACUAUUGAUUUACAUUAUUUUUACAUAUUUUCCUUACUGUGUCAUAUAUAUAUACCUAAAUGUCAUUGGUGUUCAUGAUUGCUCUCAUAAACUGCUGAUUUGGCUCUGAAUUGGACUGUACUGCUCUCCUGUGUGAACAAUUGAAUAAAGUAAAUCAUUGGUUUGUUUCAUAGUAUCAUAA